AUGCUAUUAACUCUAUUACUGUUGACACUAACAAGCCUGAACAGAACCAAGUGGAACUCUACUAAAACAGGGGAGCUUACUAUGAAAUCUGCUUACAACUAUAUCACCAAGUUUAAUACUAAUAAGAAUGAAGCCUCUUUCGGGAAACAGAUUUGGAAUCUUAACACCAUGUCAAAGGUUAACAUGUUCUGUUGGAAAAUUCUCGCAGGUGCACUCUCUCUAGGUCAGAAGAUGUCGACUUAUGUGAAAGAUUCUAACCCCUUCUGCUUGCUUUGUGACAAUAGUAUUAUGGAAGAUGAAAUGCAUUUAUUUGUGAAUUGUUUUUUUACUAGAAAAAUUUGGGAUCUUUUUGGUUUUAACAACAUUUACAACUCGAGAUCCCAUAAGGAUAUUCAAUCUUGGUUUAAUUUUUGGAUGAACAACAAAGAUUUUAAAAACAGUCAUGAUAAAUUUUCUUUCAUUAUCUGGUCAAUUUGGAAAUUCAGAAAUAGCGUUAACUAUGACAAUGUUAUGCCAGUGCCUCAAAAUCUGUUUGAAUCUAUUACUACUACAUAUCAGAAAUAUGUUAGCACUAUAAACAAUCCUCUUAGCAGCUCAAGGAAGAAGAACAUUACACCGAGCAAGAUCAAUAGCAUUGUGAACAACAAAUCUUAUGACUGGUUUAUUUACUUUGAUGUAUCAUAUAUGGAAGCUGACUUUACAAUGGGCUAUGCAAUUUCUAUAAUGGAUAAUACAGGAAACAGGAAAUACUGCAGAGCAGCCAACAGCUAG
This is a messenger RNA of Papaver somniferum (opium poppy), 771 nucleotides long. RefSeq lists its product as uncharacterized. The coding region runs from base 1 to 771 and encodes 256 amino acids. The record is from RefSeq and is a predicted model, not a curated record. The transcript has a single exon. NCBI's taxonomy places the organism in Eukaryota, Viridiplantae, Streptophyta, Magnoliopsida, Ranunculales, Papaveraceae.